AUUCAGUACUCAUUCGUUUUUAUGUAUGAACUUAUUACCGAUCACUCGAUCGCGAGCUAUUUUGAAAAUUGUAGUCGAUCGCGGUCGAAAGCAGGUUGGCCACCCCUGGAGUAUACUAUCAAUGGAGGGAAAGCACGGAGCUGUAAAUUUAUGUAUCAAGCGUUGCCGGAAGAAAUGGCCUCUUGUGUUGAAGAACAUCCAGUUGCGAACCGCUAGGGAUCUUGAAGUAUGGCAAGAUUCAAUGUAGCCCACGAAAGCCGGUGGCUGGGUCCACGUGCAGAUUUAAAUGUAACGAAGGGUUCAAAUUGAUACCAGCUGAGAAUACAAAAAGCACCUGUAAAGACAAUGGCAAAUGGACAAAAUCGAAGCCUUGUUGUAGAGGAUGUUCAACUGAUUCUAAGAAGGACAUUGUCGUUGUUAUGGAUUCAUCGGGAUCGAUCGAGCCAGAUCAGUAUGAGAUCAUGAAGAAAUUUAUAGCGAAUGUUAUUGGCUCUUUCAAAGGAAAUGGAGUACAGUUUUCUGUAGUUCGUUUUGCUAGUCAGGUCUUUGACGAAGACUCAAUUUUUUUUGGAACUUUUAAUGGAAACAAAAAAGCAUUGCAAAAAGCGGUGAGGGGAUUGGACGGCCCUGGGGGAAGAACUUUCCUCGGAGAGGCACUAGUAUAUACCCGAGAGGUGAUGUUUGCCAGGGGAAAUGGUAACAGAAAAAAUGUGAAAGAUAUGGUUUGGGUUGUAACGGAUGGAGCAGCCAGUGACGAAGUUGAUGGACCGGCUAAGGCAUUGAGAGAUGAUGGCGUGGAAAUUGUCGCCCUUGGAAUCAGACAGGAAGGAAAAGCGCAGAUAUCCGUGGAAGAAUUGAAUAAAAUUACUGGGAACAAGAAAAAUGUAAUUGAAAUAAAAGGAAUGUCAGAACUAACGGACAAACUCAGAGAAGUUAUCGUCAGUAAAAUGUGCGAUCUGUCAUGUGAAGAAGUGAAACCGCCACAAUGUCCACCUCUGCCAAAGUUACCAAAUGGUAAGAUAACUUGUUCAUUUGAAGAGGCAAUAGCAGGCACCAGUUGUACAUUCGAAUGUAAACGCGGGUUUAAACUAAUGCCUACCUGGAGAAAGAAGACUGACUGCAAGGCAACUACUGGCGGUAAAGCUGAAUGGACAGAAAAGCUACCCUGCUGUGGGACAGAGACUUGCACAUCCGACGCCAAGAAAGAUAUUAUAAUAGUGAUGGACUCAUCGGGAUCUAUUGAGAAAGAUCAAUACAAAAUUAUGAAAAACUUUAUCGCUAAAGUCAUUGGGUCUUUUCAGGGAAACGGAGUACAGUUCUCAGUAAUCCGUUUUGGAAGCGUGGUUUUUGUCGAAGAUACGAUAUAUUUUGGAGAUUAUCGCAGUAACAAGGGAGCGUUGCAACGAGCGGUGAAGGAUCUGGACGGCCCAGGCGGAAGAACUUUUCUUGGAGAAGCUUUGGAUUUUGCUAAAACGGAUGUUCUUUCGCACGAGGGAAACAGACGAAACGUCAAGGAUAUGGUCUGGGUAGUGACAGACGGUGCUGCAAGUGAUGAAGUCAAAGGACCUGCAGCUAGAUUAAGAAAUCGUGGAGUGGAGAUUCUCGCCCUAGGAAUAAGACAGGAAGGAAAGGCUCAGAUAUCCAUGAAAGAGUUGCGUGAAAUAACUGGAAACGAUGAAAAUGUGAUUGAAAUAAAAGGAAUGUCGAAUCUUACUGAGCAACUUAGAAAAAGAAUUGUCAACAAAAUAUGCGAAUCUUCUUGCGGAGACUAAAAUUGUCAUGGGAGAGAGAAACUAUUUCUAAUUUUACUAAAGGUAUUCUGCUUCGGUAUCAUUUUUCAAAUGAUAAUUUUAAGUCCGACUGUUUCAUUUAUGAAAGAGCAGAUAAAAAUACUAAAAAUCUGACUGAAAAUUUCACGUUAUCAUAUCCUUAAUGCUAAUAUGUCAACAUUAUUGAUUUAGGCAACUAACUUAUUUUCAGAAUUAUUUGGUCAAGAUAAUGUAUUUUUUUUUCUCUGCAUUUCUGAUUUUUUCAUAAAUCAUCGUUGCAGAACUUCCAUGAAGUUUUUAAAUAUUUUCGUUUUUGAUUCAAGUUCACUCAUAAUUCAUGAUGU
Molecule: messenger RNA, 2113 nt
Organism: Styela clava
Lineage: Eukaryota; Metazoa; Chordata; Ascidiacea; Stolidobranchia; Styelidae
Source: RefSeq, a predicted model, not a curated record